AUGGCAAAUUUAUCUGAUCUGAAAAAGCAGUUCAAAAUUUCACCGCAAUCGAUUCGCGUCGAGGCUAAUGGACGUGCUGAAAUAUCGUGUAGCCCGCCUAAUGGUGUGCCAGCCCCGAAGAUUCAAUGGCUGAAAAAUGGAUCACCUCUCAUACAGGAUGCAUCGGUGUUGAUGACCGUCGAGGGAAGCGUUCUGAUUACGCAUGCAUCAAUGACGGACAUGGCAAAUUACACAUGCGUUGCUGAGAACAUCGCCGGAAAAAGAUUAUCUGAUCCAGUUUCAUUAACCGUAUAUGUGAAUGGUGGUUGGAGUGCAUGGAGCCAAUGGACAGAAUGUCGAUGCCCAGGCCGAUCGCCAAUUGGUCAAAAGCGUACACGAAGUUGCAAUAAUCCGAUGCCAUUGAAUGGUGGUGCCACAUGCAGUGGUCCCAACGUACAAAAAACUCUAGACUGCUUACCAUGCCCAGAGGAUAUUCAAAUUGUGAACCCGGAGAGUUUCGAUCUAUUGAUGGGAGUUCAUAAUGUGACCAGCAAGAAUCAACCGAAUUUCAUGUACGGAAAUACUCUGGCGGCCGGAUGCCGUGGCGGAAAUUGUAGCAUUGUCAAAGAAGGUUCCGAUUGGCCGUUGUAUAUUGGAUUAGCAGUGGUUGGUGCAAUUUGUGUUGCAUUAGGCGCCGGUUUGGCACGUGGUCGGAAAGGAAGACGCUUGCCGCCAUACAGUAUCGCACGUACAGAAAUGCAACCCGAAUAUUUUCAUGAUCCAGACAAAAAGGCAACGAUACAAUUUCAACCGGAUUUAACGCGAAAUAAUAUUACAGCUAAUUAUGAUUACCCACCAUUAAAUUCACAUCAUCAUGGACAUUUGCCAAGCUUAGCAAAUACCGGCAGCAAUGCUGGCAGUGUCACCGGUACAAUUGUUCAAAGUAUACCAUUGCAGAUACCUCGAUCAAUAUCCGAACAUCAUUAUGAUGUGCCACAUUUAGCAAAUAACUAUGCAACGCCAAUGGAUAAAGUUAGCGGAAAUGACUCAUAUAGCUCAUCAAACUAUUCGAAACGAAUUCACAGCACCGACUCGUUGGCAACAACCACCAAUACUUCCGAUUCAACGUAUGAUGUUGCAACUGAACCCCCAACACUGCCGAUGUCUCAUAAAAAUUUCCCCAAAUCGAAUACCGUACGCCAAUUAGUAACGUCAGCUGGUGCAUAUUUGAAAUUGAAUAAUGCGAAUGUUGCGCUAUCGAUUCCGGAAUUGGCUGUUGGCAAAAACCAAAAGCACAGUAUCUUUUUAUCAGUAUUACACGAGGACAGUAUUCGUGCUUGCAUACCCGAAGUGUGUUCGCAUAUAUCACCAAUCGUACACUGUGGCCCAACCGAUAUCAAUAUAAAUAAGCCGGUUGUAUUGCGUGUACCGCAUUGUGCUGAAAAUCUCGAUCAAUGGCGUAUAUCGUUAUACCAUUCGAAUGCACACAUCCAGGAAAUCGAACCAAAGUGGCGAAAAAUUGUUACUUUGGGCGAAGAAACGAUUAAUACACCAGCCUAUGUACAAAUGGAUGAAAAAUAUGCAUACAUAAUGACGGAAUUUUUGGGUCGAUUUGUAUUGGUUGGUGAAUCGUUAGUUAGCGGAAUGCGUGCAGUAAAACGGCUUAAAUUGUUCCUAUUCGGGCCAUCAAUUCAACCAAACACCGAUUGCAACAUACGUGUAUAUGUUAUUGAAGAUUUUCCAAGCUCAAAAGAUUAUUGUACCAGUUUGGAGAAUCGUUUGGGCGGAACAUUUUUGGGACAAAGUGCACCGCUCACAUUCCAAGACAAUUUACAAGAUUUGAAUCUCAAUUUAAAAUGUAUCGGACGAUGGCGUGCAAAGACUGGCACCGAAAGUCAAAAAAUACCAUUUUCACAUGUAUGGAAUAAUAGUUUUGCAUUGCAUUGUGCAUUUGCAUUGCAACGUGUCAAUAACAAUGACCAUGAUAAUAAUGCAACAAAUGCAACGUCAUCGACGGGAUUAAAAUUGGAAGUUGUUGCACGGCAAAGACAGGGUGGCGAAGUGAUUGCAACGCAUAUUGCACCAUUUUUGCCAAUAGAUACGCUCAGCGUCAUCGAUGAAUAUAGUGAUAAUUCGUUGCGUAGUGUUACCAUUUCGGAGAAAGGGGUCACAGCAUGUAUACAAGCUGGCGAUGGUGAACAAACCGCAUUUAAAUUAACCCGACAAGCGAAACGUGAACUAUGUGCCUGUUUGGAUCCGCCAACAUCACGUGGUAAUGAUUGGCGAAUGUUAGCCCAUCGACUUAAAGUCGAUCGAUACAUUGCAUUUUUUGCAACCAAACCCUCGCCCACCGAACAAAUUCUCGAUUUGUGGGAAUGCAAAUGCCGGGAAUCAAACGCUCUAGCAGAACUUUCGGGUACAUUACGAAGCAUGGGCAGAAAUGAUGCAGUCGAUAUAUUAGAAAAAACAUUAGGUCCAUUAUGGCUAUAAAUCGAUCGAUGUGCAUACGUGUAUUUUGCCAACAACAACAAAUCCAUCUCCAUUGGGACGCACUGCAUCCACAUGAAAUUUAUUGAAAAUGCCGUGUGAUUUAGUGGCGUUAAAAGUUUGUGCAAACAAAUCAAACAUAACAAAACAAAAUAUACACAGAAUGGAAAAAAUAAAAUAAAAAUACGAAGUAAAAAAAACACAUAUUAAAUUGAUACACUCUACAAAAAAUCUCUCUACGAGAAAUUGUAACGAAUGAAAUAAACAACACGUUUAUGUAGUAAUCAAUGGAUAUCGAUUUGUAAAUGUAAAAUGUAUAAUUAAGUGUAAAGAAAAAAAAAUUGAUAGGAAUGUGUACCCCGAUGUUUCUUUUAAAUAGUAAAUUAGUGUCUAUGUGUUUACUUAUCUAGCGGUAGUAAAUAGACACCAAUUCGCGCAUCACGAUCCCAGCACUCAAGCAACGUUCGUGUGGCUGUAGUGUAUGUGUGAGAGACAUCGUAUUCAUUUUAUUUUUUUAAGAUACAUAAAAAGCAAAAACUACAAGAAAAACAAACACAUACACACAACGGAAUCAAAUUCUGGAGUUGACAAAUUUUUUCCGUUACGCAUUGCACUACUCAUAUUAUGUCAUGUGCAUGUAUGUACUGCUGAUAUUGAAAAACAAAAUGCUUUAGUUGUUAAGAGAGCGGAAGAAAUUUUUUAAGUGCAUUUAACCGUUUUAACAUUUGUUUUCAUUGAAAGAGGAGAAUUUAUCUAAAUAUAUGUAAUUUUGUUUAACAAAAAAAAUCCACUGAAACGAAAGAGAAGGUUUUACAAAGUCUUAAGUAAAAGAAAUGAGCAAAGUGAGUCACGCAUUGAAGCAAAAAAACAUGAUUUGAAUAGACAAAAGUAAUAAAUGAUUGUUGUAUUCAGUUGUGAGAAAGAGCAUUUCAAUAGGUUCGACGGUCUGAUUUCAAUACAAAAAAUAGCGCACGCCCAAUAGAUCAGUUAAAUAUGGAUGUUUACUUGUCGUUGUUCAAAAUUAUAAAAAAAAUGAAAAAAAAAUUACGCGGAACAAAUACGCGUCUGAUGAUUCACAAAGAAAGACAAACACGCUCAUAGAGAGAGAACAUGCCGACAACGAAAAUCAAUUAAAAGACGUUUAUAAAAUCAACCGAUAACUACAAGGAGAGAGUGUCAAAGAGAAGCGAAUAUUGAGUUCAUUGAAAUUCAAUAAUAGCACUUUAACGGAAAUGCAAUCCAAUCACAAACAUAUACACAACCCAUUUGAUAAUAAACAUGUUUAUCAAGCCGAUAAACAAUUUUAUUUUGUCAUAAUUUUUUGUUAUGUCGACGCAAUGCAUUUACGAUUGUUUAUUAUACGAUUCUUUCGCCGUAAUCUCAUCGUUCGUAUGCAAGUGCAUUGAAACCUAUAAAAAAAAUUAUAAUCAAAAACGGAAUUUUCAUUAAAACCACAUUUUCUUUGACACGUGUAUUGAUUACCUGUAUAACACCGGUGUUUAUUGUUAAUCACACAUGUGAUUAAGAAUAAACUGACACUUAAGCAAUACAGAUUAUCAUAUUAAAAGCCGAUUACAUAUUUCAAUAUAAAAAUGGGACGAGAAAAAAAAAUUAAUCAUAACAUAGACUACGAUUAAGUUCAGUCUUUUUUCGGUUCGGGCAUAUUUUUACUGCAAAAUUUUUAGUUCAUAACGUGAUUCAUCUUUGAGCAUUUAGUAAAUAAAUUCAUCAGAUCGAUAGUAACUUUUUUUAUUUCAUUUGUUUUUCAACAACACCUUCCUUUUUUACUUCCUCUUACAAUUUUCAUCGAGACAGUUAAAUCCAUCCACUUACAUUUUUAUUUGCGAUUGUCUAAGUUGCAUGAUUUUCAACUAACAACUUUCAAUUCGAUUAAAUCACGAUUUUCAAAUUGAAAAUGUGCACGCAAUCGAUUUGACCCAAUUUUCGAUGUUUUUGUUUGUUUUUCUUUUAUUGUUUCC
Contarinia nasturtii (swede midge) is the source of this 4445-nucleotide messenger RNA. RefSeq names its product netrin receptor unc-5 (gene unc-5). Gene Ontology annotation, cellular component: membrane. NCBI's taxonomy places the organism in Eukaryota, Metazoa, Arthropoda, Insecta, Diptera, Cecidomyiidae. Gene Ontology annotation, biological process: netrin-activated signaling pathway; motor neuron axon guidance. Gene Ontology annotation, molecular function: protein binding; netrin receptor activity. The record is from RefSeq and is a predicted model, not a curated record. The transcript has 10 exons. Bases 1 to 2469 code for a protein of 822 amino acids.